AAUCAAUAUCACAACAACUAGACCAAAAUUUGCAAAAAAAAAGAAACACAUUUUUUCACCAUAGAAAAAAAAGUUUCAAAUUAAAUUGCAUUGAAACACUAGCAGCAACAACAAUAUUUACGCGGUUUUUGUAGCCGUCAACACAACAUUACAACUGUGGUCGUCAUAGUCGUCGACGUUUUACCCAUAAAUUAUCUACUACAGUAAAAAGGCACCAAAAUGCUUCCGCUUCCUCGAGGAGCGGUAUGGCAGCUACUCUUUCUAUUUUGUGCGGCGCUCUACAUAAAUGGGGUCCGUGCCGAUGGAAGAGUUGUAUGUUACUACACCAACUGGAGUGUCUAUCGUCCAGGCACAGCGAAAUUUAAUCCACAAAAUAUAAAUCCAUAUUUGUGUACACAUUUGAUUUACGCAUUUGGAGGAUUUACGAAAGACAAUCAAAUGAAACCGUUUGAUAAAUAUCAGGAUAUUGAACAAGGUGGUUAUGCCAAAUUUACUGGCCUGAAAACAUACAAUAAGCAAUUGAAAACGAUGAUUGCUAUUGGCGGCUGGAAUGAGGCCUCUUCACGUUUCUCCCCCUUGGUGGCAAAUUCUGAACGCAGACAAAAGUUCAUUAAGAAUAUUUUAAAGUUUUUGAGACAAAAUCAUUUCGAUGGCAUUGAUUUGGACUGGGAAUAUCCGGCUCAUCGUGAGGGUGGCAAACCACGCGACAGAGACAAUUACGCCCAAUUUGUGCAAGAGUUGAGGGCUGAAUUUGAAAGAGAAUCAGAGAAGACCGGACGUCCACGUCUGUUGCUUACUAUGGCUGUGCCAGCAGGCAUUGAAUACAUUGAAAAGGGUUAUGACAUACCAAAGUUGAAUAAAUAUUUGGAUUGGUUUAAUUUACUCACCUAUGAUUUCCAUUCAUCCCAUGAACCCUCUGUCAAUCAUCAUGCUCCCCUGUACUCGCUGGAAGAAGAAUCUGAAUAUAAUUAUGAUGCUGAAUUAAAUAUUGAUUAUUCCAUUAAAUUCUAUUUAAAUGCUGGUGCUGAUCGUGAUAAGUUGGUGUUGGGUAUACCCACCUAUGGUCGUUCGUUUACCUUGAUUAAUGAGGAGAGCACGGAAAUUGGUGCCCCUGCUGAAGCUCCCGGAGAUCAAGGUGAUGCUACUCGUGAAAAGGGCUAUUUGGCCUACUAUGAAAUUUGCCAAAACCUCAAGGAAGAUCCCGAAUGGACCGUGGUUCAACCAAAUCCCAAUGCUAUGGGUCCCUAUGCCUAUCGUCGCAACCAAUGGGUGGGCUAUGAUGAUGAGGCUAUUGUACGCAAGAAGGCUCAAUAUGUGGUGGACAAUGGUUUGGGCGGUAUUAUGUUUUGGGCCAUUGAUAAUGAUGAUUUCCGUGGUACCUGUACGGGCAAGCCGUAUCCGUUGAUUGAGGCCGCCAAGGAUGCUAUGUUGGAUGCUUUAGGUUUGGGCAUCAAUGAAGUCUCAAAACCAAGUGCUCCACAGAAACCCUCACGCUCAAGAAGUCGUGAAAACUCCUCUUCAACACGUAACCGUAUUACAACCACCGAACACAAGUUGACCUAUGCCGAGCGUAAGGGAAGUUCCAAACGUACACAGUCCAUACAACAAACUACACGCAAUAGACAACAAUCUACCACCACCACCGCAGCACCAUUAAAUAUUAAGCUAACCGAAGCUGAAGGCUCCUCUUUAUAUGUAGGAGGUAGAACAACAACCCCACCACCACCCACUACACCAGAUCCAGGCACCGAUUUCAAGUGUGAAGAAGAAGGUUUCUUCCAACAUCCCAGAGAUUGUAAAAAAUACUAUUGGUGUUUGGAUAGUGGUCCCUCAGGUUUGGGUAUUGUGGCCCAUCAGUUCACUUGUCCCUCGGGUUUGUACUUUAAUCCAGCAGCAGAUUCCUGUGAUUUUGCCAGAAAUGUGCCAUGUAAAUCUAAAAAAUCUACAACUGCCCCUCCCAUUACUUCUCCUGCUACUACCACUACUACCCCAAGACCCACCUCAUCUUUCAAUCGCAUAACGGCAGCUACUUCCAGGCCCACCACCUUCUUUAGAACCACUCCCAGAACCACAACUACCACCGAAGCUCCCGAAGAAGAAAUUGAAUACGAGGAAGAAGAUGAUAACCCACCCUCACCAUUCGCUAAACCCAAAGGCUUCGAUAAGGAGUCCGAAGAAGAUCCUAAAGUUAUUAAGGAACUAAUUGAACUCAUACGCAAGGUAGGAGGUAUUGAGGAAUUGGAAAAACAUCUGUUACGCAAAGAUGAUGGCACUAUUGCGAUUAAGGAAAAUAGUUCCAGUAGUUCUAGUACUCUAACAGCCACCACACCAUCCUCCAUUAGUAAAUCCCUGUAUGAGAAAGUAUUGAGUAAACCAAAUGCUUUGAGUUCCUUCCGCAACCGUUUCACUUCCACCAAUAGCUUCCGCACAACUAAAACUCAAGUUAAAACACAAGACAGUACUGAAGCUGAAGAGGCAGAAUCUCAUGAAACAGACAGCAAGAGUUCAGGUGCUUCGGCUGGAUUUAGCAAAUAUUCAUCGGUAUUGAGAGGCAAUAGUCGCCAGGGGCCACAAAGUGAAGGCUUAGAGAAACUCAGCGAAUUUGAUGGAUUCCUUAAGGAGAAGAAACAGUAUACUACCAUCAAUCGUAAUCGUGGCGUCAAGAAAACUUCCACUGAUGACGAGGAAGAAGAUAUUGCUAGCAAAGCUAGUGAUGAGAGCCACCAAGAUGAUGAGGCCGAAGAGGAAGUUAGUGUUAAAUCAACUAGAAGACCAUAUGCUGCAAGCACCCCAGCCUACUCAACAAUCCGAAGAACCAGACCAUCUGUUACUACUGAAGCUACAGAUGAAGAGGAACAAGAAGAGAAAGAUAUUUCGGAGCGUAAAUCAUACAGUUCAUUGAAUAGAAGCCGUGCUAGAGGUACCACAACGGAAUUGCCGGAUGCAACAGAAGUUACUGCAGGAUCGUCAAGAUAUAAGUACUUGGAACGUACUCGUCCAACACGUCCCACAACCGAGUCAUCCAACAAAGUCACUGACGAAGAAGACACUGAUGAUGAUAAUGAAUCGGAGAAUCAGGAAAAUACGGUACAUUUUAAGGCAGUUAAUAUUGAAAAUACACGAGAAACACAACAAGAAAUCACAACAAAUACACAAAGAACCUACGCCAGUAUAGGCCGCAGGACAACAAUAAGCACUACCGCAACACCCGAAACAGAAACUACAACUAGUGCGGCUAAAACAAGAUUAACAACUACUACAGCCGCAACACCAACCACAACCACAACAUCUACAACAGAGACUCCAAUAACAACUCCUUUAACUAUUUUAGAAACCACUACACCUGAAUCUAUAUUAAUAACCACAAAUAUUCCCAUAACCACAACUACUAACCCAACCACCACUACCACCUCCACAACCAAGACCACAACAACAUCUUCACCAAAUGAUGAAGACGUUUUAGAAUCCCUUACCACCACCACCACUCCACCCAAUCUAAAUGAAAUCAGUUCUGAUAAUUCUGAAACACUUAAUUUAUCCCAAAAUAUCAAUUCCCUUUUAACUGAUUCCACCACCACUUCCUCCUCAAACUCCACUCCCACCCCCACAACGGAGUCUGGUCUAGAUACAAAUGAACAGGAAAUUGACAGCCCAUUGACAACUACUGAAACGACAUUAUCUACGACUACAACUAUCAAUGAUAGCGACAACUUAACCAAGACCGAAGACAAGGAACAAGAAGAGGUAAAUCUAGUAAGUAAGCAAAGAAAUAAGACAUUGUAUACAACACGUACUAGAACAACCACAACAACACUUCCUCCUACAACAACCACAAACUCAGUUAUUGAAACAACACCUAGUCCUACUAAUGCCAAAAAACCAUUGGGUGUUAGAAGACAACAAAUUUUACUAAAUCGUUCUUCACAGACGAAGACAACAACGUCUAGCGUCACCACCACAGAUAUACCCACUACUACCACUACUACAGAAUCUGUAAAUAAUGACUUCCUGGGUACUGUAUCUAGUCCAAGACCAUUUGGUUUCCCCAAACGACGUAAUAGACCCAACAACGCAGCUGGCCUAACGACCACCGAAGAAACUGUGGUGAAAUCAAAUGAUGAAUCGUUAGUAACAAAACAAAAAACCACUAAAUUAAAUGCGGCCGCUAACAGCCAAACCAAGGUGAGUUCUCACAAUACAAUUCUCUCUCAAACUGCUACCGCCCACGAAGCGGCAACUUCCUCUCAACAAGAGCAUGUACAGCAGGAGGAGAGCGAAGUGACCAGCACUGAGCACCUUUCUAAUUCUAAACUUGACACUAAAGUUGAACAUUUCAACAAGCAUGUUGUAGUAACUGGUAUUGAGGAUAAUAAUGAUAAUAAUUUAAGGCAUGUUAAUAAUGUUAAUGUAGUUAAUGUAGAUAGUAUUAAUAAUUCUGCACCUAAAACACACACUCACACCAUUGUUCAAGAAGUGGACGAUGAUGAUGAAGAUCCACAAAAGCUCUACACUUGGCGCGAUGCCAGACGACCCACCAAACCAACACCGAAAAAGAAAAAACUGGUAGUUACUGAAGUGACUACCGAAGAAAGGGUAAGACAAAGUGUAAGUCCUGAUCAUGUCUCAGUUGUUAAUGUAGUCGAAACAAAUGAGAAGGACUCUAGGUAUAGUAAGAAACAACAAGAUCUUUCUAAGGAAACAGGUAAAUAUCGCGGUAAAAGUUUAGAAAGUUCGGUAGACAGUGAUUCUGUAGAACAAAAUCAUGUUGAGGAUGAAGAAGAUGAGGGUAGGGCAUUUAGAACUUAUACUAGCAUUAAUAGAAGACGUCAGCAAACGACAUUACAAUCGGCGGGAAUUGGAAAUGAUGAGGAAACAAAUGUGAAUGGUUUUAGAGUAACACAAGUCGUGAAAUCUGGUGGAGACAGUGAAGAAGAUUCAUUGAACAGUAAGUUUAAAUACAGCACCAUAACUAGAGGUCAAACGACAAAAACCGGGGAAAGUGAAAGUUCGCAAGAAAGUGAAGACGGUUUGAAGACUAAAUUCAAAUAUACUACGUUAAAUCGUGGCUCUCAACACAGUGGAUCAUCCCAGGCUGAUAAUGGUGAAAAUGAUGACAAACAAACUAAAACUUCGUUCAAAUAUACCAAAAUAACACGCGGUCAAGGUUCCCAAGCAGAAGGACAUGAAGAGGACACUACUGGAGGAAAUAAUUCUCAAGAAAGUGUACAUGAAUUGAAAACUAAAUACACUGUAAUAAAUCGUGGCUCCACUACCAAUACUGCCACAGGAUCUCAGACAAGCGAUGCAGAAAAUAAUGACAAUCAAACUAAAACAAGAUUUAAUUAUACCAAAAUCACACGUGGUCAAGGUUCUGAAUCGAUUGGACACGAGGAGGAAACUGAAGAUAAAACUGCCUCCAACUCCUUUGGUAGCACUAGUUCGCAAGAAGCUGAAGACGGUUUGAAAACUAAAUUUAAAUACUCGACAAUAACACGUGGAUCUACUACUGCUACCGGCAGUGGAUCACAAGCAAGCAAUGAUGAAAGUGAGGACAAUCGAACAACAACAUUCAAAUAUACUAAAAUAACACGCGGUCAAGGUUCUCAAACAGUUGAACAUGAGGAGGAGACAAGUGAUGACAGCUCAGUUACAAACAAACAUAAAUAUACUACCCUCAAUAGAGGACAUAGUGCUGAAGAUAAUUCCAAUAAUGGCGAAACAGAUGGCACAACCAAGUCAAAGACUACAUUCCAAUAUACCAAAAUAACUCGAGGUCAAGGUUCUCAAGCUGUUGGAAGUGAGGAGGAAACCUCAAACUCUCAAGCAAAUGAUGACAGCACAGUCACAAAUAAAUAUACCACCCUCAAUAGAGGCCAUAGUGCUGAAGGUAACUCCAACAAUGCUGAAACAGAUGACACAACCAACACUAGUUUCCAAUAUACCAAAAUAACUAGGGGCCAUAGUAAAUAUGAUGAGGAUGCUGAAGGUGCUAAUGAUAAAACCAAAACUUAUACCACUUUAAAUAGAAAUCGAGGUUCCAGUGUUUAUAGCCAAGAUGAUUCAUCUGAAUCGGACAGUGGUAAGAAAUCUUACACCGCCAUUACUAGAAAUAGAGGUAGUGGAAGUACAACCGAAAAUAUUCCCUACAAAGCUAUAGUACGCGACAGUCAAGGUGUGCAUCUUACCGAAGGGGAAUUGUCAGGAUUUGUGAAACAUGCCGGUGAUGCUGCGGUAACAGAAACGUCAGAAAGAACUUAUCAUAUCAUCUCUAGAGGUGGACAAAUACUGGAGAACGGCAGCAAUGAAGAAACAGAAGAUAAACAUCUUCAAGCUAAUUCAAUUGAAACUAUGAGUCUCACUCAAAUUGAGAAAACCACAGGAAACCAACAAGAGCAAGCUGAAGAGGAACUUACAGCUGAACUUGAGGAGGAACAAAGCUCAACAACUGAGGCUGAGACCACAACAACCACUGAAAAGCCUCUCAUUACAACGACUACCACUGAAGCUACAACCACCACAACUGAAGCUACAACCACCACUACUGAAAAGGAAUUACCAAGUUCAACAGAAGAAGUGAUAAUUGAAAACACUACAGUAUAUGUUGCUCCCGAAACAACUAGCACAACGCCAGAACCUACUACUAGAAGAUCCUUCUUUAAAAAUCGUACCAGUACUGAGACAAAUAUCAAAGAAACUGAAACCGAAGUACAAAACUCUACUCGAGGCAAUACUAAACAACAAGAGCAAGAAGUAACCGCAACACAAACCGGCCGUAGACGUGUCGUAUUUAGAAAACGUCCCACUUCAGUCACAAGCCAAACGACAAUCAACCGAGAAACUGUGGAAACUAAGCAAGAAAGUGAAGACACAAAAGUUAAACAAGUUUCCGAAGGAAAUAGUGGAACAACACAAACUCAAACAUCCUACCGUAGACGUACUAUUGUUGCCAAGAGACCCACAGUCACCGAGGAUAGUGAAGCCAAGUUUGAUCGCGGUUCUUUACUGAAUACAGCCUCAGAGUCUUCAGUUGAUGAUUUGGACUCUACCACACGUCCCAGUUUGCCAAGAGGCACUUAUCGUCCUAAAGAAAAGGGAGAUCUGUCUUCGCUGUUAGCUUUAGAUUAUGCCAAGAAAUAUGGUUAUAAGUCUCAACAACAGUUUGGCAAUGGUAAAAGAAGACGACCAGUAGAAAGAACUCAAUCGGUAGAUGAAAAUGAUGAAGAUAGUGUCACAAGAACACGUACUUCAGGUUCAACAUCUGAAGAAAUCAAUUCCAAUAAGUCUCAACAACAGUUUGGCAUUGGUAAGAGAAGACGACCAGUACAGAGACCUCAAUCGGCAGAUGAAAAUGAAGAAGAUAAUAUCACAAGAACACGUAUUUCUGGAUCAACAUCUGAGAAAAUCAACUCCAAUUCGGAGGGAAUUAAUGGUGGCAGUAGCACAAUUACAACCAAAAAGAGAAUAUUCAGUAGUAAAACUUCUGAAAGCGGUACAAUCAAUAGUUCUGAAACAACAGAAAAUUCUCAAUCAAAGAGUAGUGGAUCAGCACUUAAGGGAGAUACCGAGACUUUGAUCGAUGAAUCUUCAGGCCUAACAUUAAAUAGAGGUGAUCAGGAAACCGCAGAAAAUGGUGACGUAUCAUCAUUACUAGCCAAAAAACAAGGUAACAAAUCUCAAUUUGCAUUUGGAAAUGGAGCUAAACGUAUCUCACAAGUACAAACUUCAACGCAAACCGGUAGUGAAAAUGAAAAUAAUGGCAAAACUCGUUUUAAUUCUUCUACCAAUCAACAAGGUUCUUCUGUCACCGAAACUGUCAAUGGACGCAGAAGGACUAUUAUUAGGAAGAGAAUUCAGUCUACCAAAACAGCAGGAGUUACCGGAAAUGUUUUAGGCUCAAAAACAACUCUGGUCUCAGCAAACCAAGAAGGAAAUUCGGAAUUGUUAUUAAAACACUCUGGACAUAAUGAAAAUGAGUCCACUAUUAGCUCUGGAACAUCCUCCGGAAUUGUUUCUAAAUUCAAUUCAAAUACUGAUGAAAAACAAACAAAUACUUUAGAAAAUCAAGAAGGAAAUUCGGAAUUGUUAUUGAAACACUCUGGACAUAAUGAAAACGAAUCCACUAUUAGCUCUGGAACAUCUUCUGGCAUAGUUUCUAAAUUUAAUUCAAAUACUGAUGAAAAACAAUCAAAUGCUUUAGAAAACUCUAAAACAACCUCAGAAACUUCCAAUGAAACUGAACAUCAAACAUUAGCAAAUAGUGAUGAUAGUUCUACCAAUUCAAAUUCAAAAUCUAAAUUUAAUUUGAACUCUAAACAAACCACUGGUACACUGAAGACAAAUACCUACAACUCUCUUAAUCGUAAAAAUGCUUUUGCCAACAAACGUGUAAUAGGUAGUCAGUCUGAGCAAAAUACACAGUCCGGUAAGCAAAAUACAGUAACUGAAACGGAAACUAUCGAAACAAUUGAAGAAGAAAAUGAUGAGGAUCAAAACUCUCUAAACAAUAAUAUUUCUUCAACUUCGGGCUCCAAAUUCAAAUCUCGCAACUCAUUGACUUCUCAAACUGCUCAAAAUUCUCGCAAAUCGAACUUCUCUGGUCGACGUGGCUCAUUGAGUACCCGUUUACAAAAUAAAAACAAUAAAACCGAGAAAGUUGAAAUUUUGGAAGAUGGUUCCAAACGUAUCACAACUACUUUCAUUGAGACUAUCAAUGAAGGCGGCAAAGUGAAAACUAUCAAGAGAACAAAGAUCAAGACGAUCAUACAAGAGGCUCCGGAAUAUGAAUAUGAAACUGAUGAGACUACUUUAACAGCCACAACACGUAGACCCAUACCACUGAAUAGAGGUUCGGCUAGAUUCCAAAGUAAUGAUUUGUCUUCUUUGUUGGCUUUAGAUUUUGCCUCAAAAUCAAAUAAACAAGCGGAAGGUGAUAGAACUUUAACAAAAACCAGAAGGAAAUUGAUACGCAAACCAGCCAUUGUUAAAGAGGAGGAACAUAUUGAGGAAUUUGAAGAAGACUUGCCUACCAGGCCACCCAGACCUGUCAGCACUACUGAGGCUAUUCAGGGUAUAAAUAGAAGAACAAGACCAACCAGGCCCUUGAGAACUUCUACAAGAAUUACACAAACCGCCGAGGAAGUUAACGAAGAUGAGAAGGAAGUAGAGAAAGUGGUAGCAACAACCAGACGCAAUUUUGCUUUGAAACGUCCCACAACAAGGCCAACCACAAGAUCACCAGUUACAAAAGAAACUGUAGAAGAAGUUGAAUCAACAACUAGACGUGCUUUUGCUUUCAAAAGGCCAGUAGGAUCUGUAAAAACUAUAACUACCACAACAACCAAUGAAGAAAUUUCCGAAGAUAAUGCUACAGCUAAGCGUACUUUUGCUUUUAAACGACCUGUGGGCUCUGUUAAAACUAUAACUACCACAACAACUAAUGAACAAACUACCGAAGAUGAUUCCAAAACUAAGCGUACUUUUGCUUUCAAAAGACCAGUAGGAUCUGUGAAAACUAUAACAACCACAACAACUACAGAAGAAAUCUCGGAAGAUGAUGCUAUAGCUAAAAGACCUGCAAGUUCUGGCAGAACAAUAACAACUACUACUGAGGAAAUCUCUAAAACUUCUACAACAGGAAGUGAACAGGUUAAUGAAAGUCUAAAUCGUUUUAAAUCAAAAACCGCUUCCGCUACAGAAGCAACAGAAGAAUUAAGCACUACCACUAACGAACCUAUUACAACUGAAUCGUCAACGUCUGAAUCAACAACCCCCGAAACAAGCACUGAACAAUAUAUCGAAACUACAACAGUCCCUCAAUUAGCUCAUGAUCCUUUGGAUACGAUUAAAAAUCAAUUGGCCCAAGCUGUGCAGAGUUUGAAAACUGAAACUGAAAAAGUUACUGAGACCGAAGUAAUGGAUGCUUUUGAGACUAAAAACGAAAUUACUUCUGGCCUAGCAAGUGGUCAAGAUCUCUCCCUACCCAUUUAUCACAGACGCAAAUACUAUCAAUACUACAAAGAUUCACCCAUUAUCCACAUCAAUCCGAUUACUCCAGCUUCCGAUGCCGCUGUCGACACUAAUCUUGAUAUAGCUAAGCAAAUUCACGAAGUCUUUAAUGUCAGCAAUGAUCACUUUCAGCCAGAGCCUGAACCCGAUGAUGUUUUAGCCCUUAAGGCUAUGGAACAAGCUCAAGAGAUUAAUGCGGAACUCAGUCAUUUUUUAUUGAAAACCCCCGGGUCAAAUGAUGUCAGAGAAACAAGUAAAUUAAACGACAUUGAUAAAGUUAAUGAGGAAGCUCUUGAAAAUGCCUUGGAUAUUAAUGAAGCAAAUGGUAGAAAAGGCAAAACCUUUAAGACGUUUAGGAAACUUACAACAACAAAAAUAACUAAAGAUAACAAUGACGACGAAUUGUCGCAAACUACUGUAGCUGAUGCUCCCCAUGUCAGAAUAACAUUAUUAGGUCAAAACUCUAAAAAAACCACAGCUUUACCUUCAACUAUUAACCUAUUCAAAUCCACUACUCUUAAGCCGGAAACGACAACUGAUGAUGAAAAUGACGAUGUGAUUGGCGCAACUUUAAGAAGCAAAACUUUGCUUUCAACUAAAAAUCGGUUUAGAUCGACCACACUUAAACCGGAAAUCACAACAACUAACGAAGAGGAUGACACUACAACAAGAUCGAGUCUUUAUAAAGCUCGGUUACCAUUUAAAAGUAAUAGCGAAAGAUCCCAAAGCUUCCAAGUGAAAGAACAGGAUAGUAUCAACACAAAGAACAAAUUUAGUAGAACAAAACUCACACCAAUUUCCACGCAAAAAUCGAUAUUGAGUGAAGACUCUACUAUAACAGAACAAGAUCUAAUUUCUACUACAGAAACUGCUAUAAAGGGCGAUAUUGCUGAAGCUCUGGAAACUACAACUUCGGUGUCCACUGACAGCAAAUAUGAAGGUGAAGAAUUGAACGUUGAAUUUGAAACUGACGAUCAUGAAUCUUCCACAACAAAUGCUAUAAAUACUGAAGGUGAUGAAACUACUGAAGCUCCUACAGUUGAAACCGAUGCUGAAAUCAACGACGACCAAAGCACUACAGAAAAACUUCACGAGGAAACUACGGAAACAAACGAUUCGAUAUCAACCACCGAGGAAGCCACCACUGUAACUUCGAAUCCCAGAAAAGUUAUAAUAAAAAAACGCAUACGGGUUACUACUGCAUUACCAGCCGAAGAAGACAAAUUAACUACCGAAACUUCCACAGCUCCGAGUUUAGCAAAUGAUUCUACUACCACAACUCCCGAAGAGUCUACUGAAAACUCAAGUGCUUUUGAAACUGAAUCAUUGACUGAAAAGGUGACGAGUAAAACUUAUACUAGAAUAAAUCGUCCCUUAAUUAAAUCAACUACAAACAAAACACCCAAUGAUGAAGCAACCGAUACAGAUUCCACAACGAGGAGAUCUUUUACUGGACUUAAACGUUUACGUACAACAACCUCCAAGAGCACAGAGGAAGAAGAAACCGAAAACACUGAAGGUGAAGAAACCUCUGAAGUAUCAAAUGUCAAAAGUACUACACGAACAAGCCUCUCAUUAGCUAACCGUCAAAGAGGCUUAAAUACUCGCAAUCGUUUCAAAACAACUACGAUUAAAAGUACGGAUGAUGAUUUAGAUGAAAGUAAUAAAGAAGAAAUUGCUUUAAAUGAUGCCACUACUCGUAAAAAUUCAUUGCUUAACAAUCGCUCAAGAGUUUUAGCCACCAGAACGACAACUGAAACCCCCAAUGCUCUUGAUUCUAGUACUAGACGUUCGUACGAUCGCUUAAUACGUUAUGGCUCGACAACACCAAAAAGCGAUGAAGUAGAUGACGACGAAGAUGAACUGGAACAAGAAAUUUCAACUCGUCGUAGUUUUGGUGCAGCUGCUGUUAGAUCUAAUGCUAUUCCCACUAGACGCUCAUUUGGCGGGGCCAACAGAGCAAGAAUUACCACAACCGAACUAGCAACAGAAGAAGUUGACAGCACAUUGGAAAACGACAGUGCAACAGAAACUGAAAAUAAAGAAAUUUCUACAAAACGCACUUCGCCAACUAGACGACCAUUUGUUGGUUUCACUAGACCCACAACUUCCAGUGCAGAAUCAUCCCAAUCCGGACGCUCAUUUGGUCUUAAGCGACUAAGAACAUCAACUAGUGAAGCUAUAACUGAAGUAGUUGAUAGCACAGUUGAAAACGAAACUGAAACUAGUACAAAAGUUGAAGCUUCUGGCAAACGUACAUUGGCAACAAGAAGACCAUUCGGUGGUUUUACUCGGCCCACAACUACUGAAGCUACAAACGAAGAAACAGAUAGCACAGUGGAAAAUGAUGAGGAUAACGCUACAAAUGAAGAAGUUUCCACGAAACGUAUUUUGGCCACCAGAAGACCAUUUGGUGGUUUUACUCGGCCCACAACUACUGAAGCUACUACCGAGGAAACCGAUAGCACAGUAGAAAAUGAUGAGGAUAUCGCUAUAAAUGAAGAAGUUUCCACGAAACGUACAUUGGCAACAAGAAGACCAUUCGGUGGUUUUACUCGGCCCACAACUACUGAAGCUACAACCGAGGAAACCGAUAGCACAGUAGAAAAUGGUGAUGAUAUCGCUACAAAUGAAGAAGUUUCCACGAAACGUAUUUUGCCCACAAGAAGACCAUUUGGUGGUUUUACUCGGCCCACAACUACUGAAGCUACAACCGAGGAAACCGAUAGCACAGUAGAAAAUGAUGAGGAUAUCGCUACAAAUGCAGAAGUUUCCACGAAACGUAUUUUGCCCACAAGAAAACCAUUUGGUGGUUUUAACCGACCAACAACUACUGAAGCUACAACCGAGGAAACAGUUAGCACAGUAGAUAAUACUGAGGACGAUUCUGAAAAUGACGAAGUUUCAAAAGAAAAUAAUUUGACAACAAAAAUACCAGUAAGUGACUUCACAACUACCACAACUGAAACUGCAAUUAAAGAAACAGAGGUAGAGAAUGAUGAGGAUAAUACCGAAAGUGAAGAAGUUUCCAUAACUACUGAAUCUAUAAUCGAAGAAACUGAGAGUACGGUAGAGAAUAACGAAGAAAUUUCUACAAUUGAAGAAGUUCCUUUAACUACUACUGAAGCUACAAUUGAAGAAUCAGCUAGUAUGGCAGAGAGUGAAGAGGAUAGUUUGACAAAUGAAGAAGUUUCCAUAGAACAAAGUGUUCCGGAAACAACUACUGAAGUUGCGUUCGAAGAAGCCGAUACCACUGUAAAUAAUAAUGAGGAUAAUUCCACAAACAAAGCAGAAUUUUCCACUGAUCAUACUUUGCUAACAACUACCGUAACUACAGUCGAAGUAACAGAUAGCACUUUAGAGAAUAAUGAAGAUAGUUUAGCAAAUGAUGAAGUUUCAACAAAACGUAUUUUGCCCACAACCAUUACUACCGAAGCGCCAGCUGAACAAGUUGAUACCAUCGAAACCUCCACAAAAAGUACUUUGGCCACAAGAAGACCAAUUGGUGGUUAUAAUCGGCCCGCAUCCACCACUACUGAAGCUACAGUCAAUGAUGAUGAUAGUACAGUAGAUGAGGAUAGUUCCCUAACCAAAGAAGUUUCCACAAGACGUAAUUUGCCCACCAGAAGACCAUUUGGUGGUUUUACUCGUCCUACAACAACCGAAGCUACAAUUGAAGAAACAGAUAGCACGUUAGAUAAUAAUGAGGAUAUAAUCAUAAAGGAAGAAGUUUCAACAAAACGUAUUGUGCCCUCUAGAAGACCAUUUGGUGGUUUUAAUCGACCCACAACUAAAGCUGCUGAAGCUACAACUAAAGAAGUUGAAAGCAGCGAAGCUUCCACCAAACGUACUUUUGCUACCAGAAGACCUUUGGGAGGUUUUAAACGUCCCGCAUCCACCACAACGGAAACAACAGUCGAAGAAACUGACAGCACAGUAGAGAAUAAUGAGGAAACUUCCACAAACGAAGAAGUUUCAACAAAACGAGUUGUGCCUUCUAGAAGACCAUUUGGUGGUUUUACUCGACCCACAACUUCUCAGUCAUCUCAAGGUGGUCGUUCAUUUGGUGUUAACAAAUUAAGAGUAGCUACCACGGAAGCUGUAAUAGAAGAAUUUGAAAGCACUGUUGAAAAUGAAGAUGCUAUCAAUGUCGAAGUUUCUACAAAACGAACUUUGCCAACCAGAAGACCAUUCGGUGGUUUAAAUAGACCAACAACCACCACUACUGAAGCAACAACAGAAGAAAAUGAUAAUGAAAGUACAACAAAUUCAGAAGUUUCUACAAAACGCACAUUGCUUACUAGAAGACCCUUUGGAGGUUUCACUCGACCCACAACAACUACUACCGAAACAGCUAUUAACGACAGUACCACAGAGAAUUCACUUGAAGAUCAUGAGGAAACAUCUACGAAACGUACUUUCCCAACCAGGAAAGCAUAUAGUGGAUUAAACAGACCAACCACAACGGAAGCUAUAACUGAGAAUUCUCAAGACGAAAGUACCACAGAGAGCUCACUUGGAGAUCACGAAGAAACAUCUACAAAACGUACUUUCCCAACCAGGAAAGCAUAUAGUGAAAUAAACAGACCAACCACAACAGAGGCAACAACAGAGAAUUCUCUGGAUGAAAGUACUCUUGAGAGUUUAAGUGAAACAUCUACGGAAGAUGAAGAAAUUUCAACAAAAGAAAAUGAAUCUACCAGUACAAGUUCCACUGAGGAUGAUCAUGAGAAUGAGGAUGAAACUACAACAGAUUCAUUAGAGCAUGAGGAAUCGUUGAGUAUUAAUACUGAAUCUGCCGCAGUUGAGGAGUCAUUUGAAAGUACAACUUCUAAGACAAUUGAGGAAACAUCUACACCUCGUCGUAAAGUUAUCAUACGUAAACGUAUACGUCUGCCCACAACUACAACAGAAUCUCCAAUAACUAGUGAGCCCGAAUCAACUGAAGAGAACUCAACGGAAACUAUUAUCAACCAAGAAACAACAGAUAUUAAUACUAAAGCUAAUGAGGACAAGCAAUCCCCAGAUACGGAGCCAAAUGAGGAGAGUACGACAAAAUUGUCCUCAAUCUCUGCCACAACUAAAAUCACCAACACAUCUAAUGAAGAAUCUGAGGAUAAAUCUUCCAAGACAACUAAAUUAUUAGCUACCAGUCGCCAGCGACCCUUAUUCGGUAGAACCACUACUGAAGUCCCAAUAAAUGACGAAAGCACUGAGAGCGAGGAAGAAGAGCAAACAACUUCCAAAACAACACAAAUCGAUUCUACAACACGUAGAUCAUUGAAUGCAUUCAAUCGUUUCCAAACAUCAACAAAAGCUAAAGAAGAAGAUACCUCCAAUGAUUCUGCAACGAAAACAGCUUUCAGCAGGCUCAAUAGGUUCCAAAUAAACGAGGAAUCUUCAUUGAAAACCGUCAAAGAAGAGCAAGACAUUGAAACUACCACUAAGCGAACUUUUAAUAGAUUUAAUCAAUUUAAAACAACCACAAAAUCGCCACAAUCUAACAGCGAAAAUGAACUUGUCGAAACUCAAGAACCUAGAGAAGUUUCAACACGUCGUACUUUGGGUUCGUUUAGCCAACGUCAGAGAUUAAAUCUAAACUCUAGAACCCAAACUGAUUCAACUACACAGAGAACUAGAUUGAAUAUCAAUAGAAAUUUGUAUAAUCGCAAUAACCAAGAGGAUAAGGACGACGAGGACGAUGAAACUGAAAAUGAAAACAUUGUAGACGUGACCACACGCCGCACUUUUGGCAGCUACAGACAACAGCGUAUCAAUUCCAAUUCCCAAACGCAAACAGAAACGAAAGCCACUUUAAAACCAUUCAAUAUUAAUAGGCCCCAAUUCAAACGACCCUUACCUAAGCGACUACAAUCCGAAGAAAGUGAGGAGUAUGAUGAGUAUGAAGAAGAUGGAGGUGAAGAAUACACAGAUAACGAAGAAGAAACAACCCAUGAAAAUAGUAAUCAACUUGCCAGUCAAGAACUUGCCUCUAAGGAACCAAGUUCCUCAUUAUUAACUUUACGCAAUCGCGUUAGAUUAGGACAAACUCAGGAUAAAGACAACGAACAAGGACUAGUGAACGAUAGACUUAAAAAUUUACUAAACACUAGGGCCAAGACACAAACCACCACAGUUACUACUACUGAUGAUACCUCUGAAACCUCUGAACUAACAACAGAGGAUAAUAAUGAUAAAGAGGUGGCCAUAACAAAAUUAACAGCAACUACUAACUCUAAUAGGUUUGGUACUAAACGUAGCAAUAGCACCGUAGCCAAUUAUUUAAAUAGAAUUAAAACUAAUUUAAGUCAAACGAAUACUAACACGGCACCUAGUCAUAUAAAUCAAGAUAAUGAUGAUAAAUUUAAGUUAGAUAAUGAUGAGGAUGAUGAUGAUGAAGAAGAUGAUGAUGAAGAGGAAAGGGCUGAUGUUAGUAAUAGUAAUAAGUCUAAUGUCAAUGAUAAUAAUAAUAAUGUUAAUAAGGGCGAUGAUAAUGAUUCUAAACGACGUUUUCAGAAAUAUCAAUUCCAACGUAGAACAACAACAGCAAAGACAACUUCAACAACAACAACAACUACUACUGAAAAACCCCAAGACGUUAAGGAAGCUGAUGAAGCCACUAAAGAAGGUGCAGCAAAAGCUCAGGUAAAUGUUAAUGAAGAUAGUGAAAGGGAAACCAGCACAAUUAUACCCGAAACAACUGCACCCAUCACCACAGAGAGUCCUUCUAGUCCGGCCACACCUUUGCAAAGACGCAUUAAAGUCUUAAAACUAAAACGUCCGGUAGUCACAAAUAUCAAUAAUACAAAUACAAAUAUCAAUAUCACUGCCAAUGCAAAUGCAAGUAGUGCUACUAAUUUAAAUGCUAGCCACACUGAAACCCAAAAUAUAGUUAAACUUAGUAGUGUUAGUGAAGUAGAUUCUCAAAUAGCUAAAACUCAAACACUAACAGAAACUGAAAUCACUGAAACCACACAAACCGCAAUACCAUCACAAACCUCACCCACACCCAAACGCUUCCGCAAGGUAAUACGUAAAUUAAUAAGGCCGGUAAAUCGAACUACCGAGAGUCCCCAAGAAACGGAUAGUGAAACCUCCACUGUGACCACUUCGACUUUCUUGCAGAGAAGACAAAAUGCUACCAGAUUAGGUUUCAAUCGUAAUUCCAAGUUCAACAUAGCAAAGGAUGAUGAUAAAAAUGCACAGGAAAGUGAAGAAAGCAGUGAAGAAGAUGAAGAGGAACAGACAGAAGAGAAGAAAACAGAGAACUUAACGAGUCGAGGAAGAAACAGGUUUACAUUGCCCAGUGGUGUAACAAGCACAACUAGAACUUCUUUAUUUGGCACUGCCAAUCGCAACAGAUUCGCCAACACACUUCAGUCUUCAUCUACAACAGAAGCUUCUAAGACCACUGAAAAUAAAGAAGAAGAAGAUGAAGAAGUAGAGGACGGGGAAGAUGAAGAUGAUGAAGAAGAUGAGGAUUCAGAAGAAGAAACUCAACCGGCAACUACUGCUAAACCCGCCAGUGGCAGCAUUUAUACCUCAUCAAAUCGCUUUAGAUUCUCUAGACCUUCAGCUGCCACCACAGAAAGUACAACAGAGAUCAAAGAGGAAAACGAAACUACUAUCACUUCAGAGCUGGAAACUACCACUCACAACGAAGAUGGCGAGAAUCAGUCAUCCAAGGAAACUACUGCCACUAGAUUAUUGAAUUUACAAAAGCUGCGCAAUAAAGUUACAUCCGAACAAGUAACACAACAGGAAGAGGGGGUACUUAGUAAUCGCUUUAAGACCACCAAGACUGGUAGUGCGGAAAUAGAAUCCGAUGAUCCUUUAUUGAAACUGCGCAAUAAAGUAAAACAAGAUUUAGCUAAAGGUAACCAAGAAGAAGGAGUCCUAAGUAAUCGUUUCAAGUCCACCAAGGUGGCCAGCGAAGAAGAGGAACUUGAAAAGGAUGAUCCUCUACUAAAACUGCGCAACAAGGUUAAGCUAGAUUUAGCCAAGGUCGAGCAAGUCGAAGGAGUACUUAGCGAUCGCUUCAAAACCUCGAAGGUGGCCAGCGAAGAAGAGGAAACAGAAAAUCCUUUACUGAAACUGCGUAAUAAGGUUAAACAGGAUUUGGCCAAGGUCGAGCAAGUCGAAGGAGUACUUAGCGAUCGCUUCAAAACCUCGAAGGUGGCCAGCGAAGAAGAGGAAACAGAAAAUCCUUUACUGAAACUGCGUAAUAAGGUUAAACAAGAUUUGGCCAAGGGCAAUCAAGUCGAAGGAGUACUAAGCGAUCGUUUGAAGUCAAAUAAAUCUGAAUCGGAAGUGGAAGAUAAAGAAGAUAAUCUGCUUAAAUUGCGCAACAAGGUAAAACAAGAAUUGGCCAAGGGUAGUCAAGAGGAAGGAGUGGUAAGCGUCAAAUUCAAGAAACUAUUAGAAACCAAAAACACCUCAUCUGUGAACCUCAAAGUAGAAGAAACCGAAAAUGAUUCCAGCACGCAAGAUAGCUUAAAUUUGCUAAAGAUACGUGACAAAGUACAAACUAAUUUAGCCAAGGGCGAACAAGAUCAGGGGGUAGUAAGUUCUAGACUUAAGAAACUACUAGCCGAAAGAAACAGUUCUACAAUAAUUCGUACCAACAGUGUGGAGGAAGGUGAUGAACAUGACGAAACUACCACGGAAAUUAAGGAAACAUCGGGAGAUGGAGAUUUGCUGGAAUCUAGUAAACCUUUUACUCCUAGGAAACCAUUUGUUCCUAGAACUAGAUUAACAGCUGUGGACAAUGAGAGUCAAACGCAAACAGAAACGCAAUCGGAAGAAGUCGAGGAAUCAACUACCUCCGCUCCCAGAGUAAGACCUACUUUCCGUCGCAAGCUGGUAGCCAAGAGACCUUAUGUUCCAACAAAACCUCCUUUAAGUGCUUUGAGAACAACCACAAUUAAAAUUCCCACCACUAAGGGUAAAAAGAAAUAUGUAAGACGUAAAUUUGGUAGAUUCCAUCCAUUCAAUGCCAGCAAUCGUAACACCGGUGAAGGUUUCGUACGCACUGAUCCUAGAGGCAAUAUAUUGCCCGGAACUGAUCGCUUUAAGGUAGAAGGUUCUGCAGGCGGUGAAAAUGGUGAAGAUUACGAAGAAUAUGAUGAAGAGGAGGGUGGAGAAGAAGAAGAGGAUGAAGAGGAAGAAGUUGAAAAGGUGCAAACAAGUGUAUUGGCAAAACCUGUACAAACGAUUAAACCCAUUAUAGCUAGACCACCUGGUUUGUUUAAUAGACCUCAGAGCACAAUUUUGAAAAAGCCUUUAGACCAGUCUAAAGAACAUGGAUCAGGCGACAGUGAAGAUGAAGACGAAGCAGAAGAGGAAGAAGAUGAGGAUGAAGAAGAGGACGAAGAUGAAGAAGAAGAGGAUGAAAACGCACAAGAUGCUGAAAAAUCCAUUAUCAAUCGUCCCGCUUAUAAACCUAAAGACAAUCGUAUACCACCCGGAGCCAGACCUUCGUUGACUACAACGCCAACAAUUAAAAAACCAUUUACGCCAUCACGUGUAGCUAAUACACCCUACAGACCCGGUGCUAUAACCACCACCACACCCAGCAACAGAGCCAAUCGUUUUGGUGUUUCGUCCAGAUCUACAGUAAAACCUCGGGUGAUAAAUCGUCCCCUGGGUGUUUCAGUGCCAAAUCUAACCAUUAAACCUGUGGCUAACGAUUAUGAACGUACUACUGUACUAAUACCUACUAAACCAGCGCCGUUUAUUAAUCCUAACACAAGAGCAUACGAACGCAAAUAUACCGGACCUACCACAGAGGCGUCCGCUGACCUAAACAAUGACAAUAACCCCCUUAUCGAAGAUCUGAAUAUUGAGGCAUUGAAUGCUCGUAACAAGAAGAUAUUCGAUAUAAACAGUAAGAAACACACAACUCUUAAGCCAAAGGUUAACAUACCGCUGGCCAAACUAAACGAGAACACACAAGAACAACAGCAAACAAACACAGAAUUUGAAGAUGAUGAAAGUUAUCAAACAUCUGUGAAUGAGUUUGCCACCACUAUCACUUCAAACACCAUCACACAACAUCAACAAUUUGAACAAGAACAAUCAACAACACUGGAUAACACCUUAAUCGGCACUCAAAACACUGAAGAUGCAAAUCUAAGUAACAAUCUUAACAAUCUUAAUGAAAUUUCUUCACAGGAUGGCUUCACGACCACACCAACACCCAGUACAACCUUGUUGCACAUCUUCACCUUGUCCGAUGCUGGACAUACCACCCAAAAUCCUUUGGAUGGCGGCUAUAGAGCUGUGCCUCGCCUCAUUGCAGAGAGAGGUAAUCCCAAGCAUAAGGUGGUCGAAAUCAAUCGUAUUGUUGAGGUUAAUUCCAAAGAAGAGAAACUGAGACGCAAGUCUAAGGCAAAUACCAUUGUUGCCGUUGAGGGUUCUCAAACGUACAAGGUGGAAUCUUUGCCACAUGUGGAACAGUUGGGUGAAAUCAGUGUGGUUAAAUAUGUCCAUCAGGUGGAUGGUAGUGAUAUCACCAUUGAAGGACGCAGCACUGUAACCGAUUACACACCCACCGAACCCACCGUUCCCAGGACUUCCCAACCUGUACGCCAGUCGUUGCCCAAUGGCAAUGUUGUUGAAGAACGUUACGGCAAAGCUUUAGUACCCGAAGUGAUAAGAGAAGCCAUUGAAACAUCCACCAUUUCAUUGGAAGGUCUAUUUGAAAGUGCUCGCAAAGGUAAGGUUUUAAAUACCAUUGAGGAUACGGCCUAUGUAAGACAGGAUACUACCACCGAAGGGGCUAAGAUUGAAGAAUUAAUAUCCACAACAGAAAGCUCAAAUAACUAUCGUGUAGAAACCACAACCGAAAAAGCAAAUGCCGAAACGAGCACAGAAGGUUUUAACAUUUUAAAAUCAAUAGCCUUUGAUAUAGCCAAGAUUAAUUUAGAACCAAAUAGUAAGGAAAUCGAAACUGUUAACAGUAACUCAGACUCCAUAUUAACCUCUUCAAGCAGUUCAACAUCGAGCAGCUCUUCCUAUACUACGAAUGAAAAGCACACUGAACAACAGCAGUAUUCAGCUGCAUCUAUUCUAACCACUACAGCGCCACCCGAGAUUCUUAAGCUAGAGUUAUCGACUGUAGCCCCGGAGGAGAGAAAAGCUACCACAGUAGCUGCUGCUUUAUUCCCACAAUAUGUAAGACCCAUAGUACCCUUAUUACGUCCUGAAUCCAAUGAAUCCUCACCCCUUGUUAUAUCCAUAGCUAAUCUAGACAAAGUUAUACUCAGUAAAGUGAGAAAAAUGGUUAAUGGCGUAGAAGUGGAAGAAGAUGAACAAGAACAGCCACAGAACAACAUAAUCCCCAAUUCCCAAACCGAAACUUUAACCACCACCAAUACCAAUACCAUCCUUAACAAUAACAGUGAUCAAACUCAAACCCAGCUCGAAUCACAAACACAACAGAACUCUGAAAUUCAAGACUCCAAUGGAGCCUUCUCCAGUCGUUUGGCUGCUGUUAUAAAAGCACCACUUUUGAAUUCUUUAGGGCAGAGCCAAAAACAAGUUAAAAUCGAAACGAGUAAAUCAAAAAGUCCUCUGGACCAGAUCGAGGAAGUCACACAAACUGAGCUUUAUACUAUAAAUGAGGGUAGUGUUGGUAGUACAACAAGUAGCACUAUAGGCAGUAAAAUUAGUGAAACUAUUAGUUUUAGUUCGGAAACCACAGUGGUACGUCGUAAGCAACCGCGCAAAGCUAAAGCGAGAAAGUUUAAAACUAAACAACAUUCGGGCUUCACAACGAUUGCACCAGCCACAGAAUUAGUCAGUGAAAGUCUGCGCACACCAGCAACUGUUAACAGCAACGGUUUAACAGUAACGCGAAGGCCUGUAUUGAGUGUGCGUCGACGCUUAAUCAAUUCAUCUACUGCCGCCACUGCUGCUACAGCCACCUCUGCAGCCUACAACAGCCAACAGCAACAAACUACCACACCAACCUUAACCACACAUCCCGACUCAUCUUCCACAAUAAACGAUGAAUACAUUACGACCUCUAAAUUUAAACGCUUACGCACCAAUCGGCCACCAACACUUAAUGCUGCUGCUGUCGAUAUAACAACCGAUACGACGUUCAAAACGAACAAUAAAUUGAAUAAGAAACUAUCAACGGAAACAUUGGCGAAUGAUUUGAAAUUGGCCUCAUCAUCAUUGACGUCAUCGUCAUCGGCCGACAAUGACAUCACAGCGAAGCAAACAUCGAAAUCCCAGUCGUCGGCUGCUUUGCGACGUAAAUUCCAAGCAAGACGUUUAACAACAUCUACGGUCAGCAACACAAAUAGUGAUGGAUCAGCCACUGAACCACCACGUACACAAAAUCCUUUAUUCAAGAGACGCUACAGUUUGACCACAUACUCGCCACUGUCUGGAAAAACUAGCCAGCCAUCGAAAGCGACAACAACAACAUCAUCAUCGUCAACAUCAACAUUGCGAACAGCCAUUGAUAGUUUGACAACAACAGUUUAUGUUGAUGGUUUAGAAAAUGAUGAGGACACAGAUCAAGUGGCAAAAUCUAGCAUCCACACAAGUCGUUUCAAUCAAAUUAAUGGCAGACUGCACAUAGACGAUGACGACGAAGAAGAACUGGAUGCUGGCAUUGGCGUUGGUGGCAGUGAUGGGGAGGUUGCAGGUGGUGGCGACGCUGAUGUGAGACAUGUGGUCAAUACUGUCAAACCCAUAACAACGUUGUCCACAGCAACCAGACAGCCAGCAUCUAGAUUUUUGCAACAACAACAGUCACCAAAACAACAACUACAACAACAGCAAUACUCAAAAUAUAACUUUGACGAUGUUAUAACCAGGCGCAUGGAUGGCACGGGAACUGUUUUGAAAUCAUCAACCGGUAGCACCACCACCAUCGCCACCAGCACAACGACAACACAAGCUCCCGUAAUUAAAAAACGUAAAAUGGUUAUCAAAAGAAGACCACAGAAAACAACGCCCAGUUCCGGCGAGAGCUUGGCAUCGAAACGAAGAAGACCUCAUAAAUAUCAAGAGCCAUUCGAGAGAAUAAAUAGUAAUCAAUCGAAGACUGUUGUUAAGACUUCAACACAGCCGGGCAGAACUUAUCGUCCCAAUUUGGACUAUGAUUACUAUGAUGAUGAGGAUGUACGUUUAGUGGGCAAUAAGAGUGAUCAACAGCUUAAAGUAAUUCUGCAUGGUGGUGGCAUAAUUGAGUGUUUGGAUCAAGGUAACUUCCCACAUCCAUUAUCGUGUCGCAAAUUCAUUUCCUGUGCCAAGUUUGAAACCGGUGGUGUUGUUGGCUGGGAAUAUACAUGUCCCAAAGGUUUGAGUUAUGAUCCUGUGGGUGGCAUGUGUAAUUGGGCAGCUGGUUUGGGUUGUAAGGAGUAAAACAAAAAAAAAACAGAAACACUAAACGCAUAAUAAAACAACAGCAACACAACAAAUGCCUAAAAAUACUGCCAGAAGUACUUUAGUACUCAACAAAAAAA
Messenger RNA from Calliphora vicina (urban bluebottle blowfly), 23489 nucleotides. Its product is annotated as mucin-3B-like. Gene Ontology annotation, molecular function: chitinase activity; chitin binding. Lineage: Eukaryota; Metazoa; Arthropoda; Insecta; Diptera; Calliphoridae. Gene Ontology annotation, cellular component: extracellular region. Gene Ontology annotation, biological process: chitin catabolic process; carbohydrate metabolic process. The transcript is spliced from 14 exons. The record is from RefSeq and is a predicted model, not a curated record. Bases 220 to 23388 code for a protein of 7722 amino acids.